Messenger RNA from Fusarium redolens, 1065 nucleotides. Its product is annotated as DExH-box splicing factor binding site-domain-containing protein. Gene Ontology annotation, cellular component: spliceosomal complex. The transcript has a single exon. Gene Ontology annotation, biological process: mRNA splicing, via spliceosome. Bases 1 to 1065 code for a protein of 354 amino acids. Lineage: Eukaryota; Fungi; Ascomycota; Sordariomycetes; Hypocreales; Nectriaceae. The record is from RefSeq and is a predicted model, not a curated record.
AUGUCCGAACAAAGCAAACCUCCGGCUCCGCGAAUAGCAAUCAAGUUCGGCGCUCCUAUGAACAAAAACAGCUCGAAGAAAGCUUCAGAACCAAAUCCACCCUCGUUGCUAGGGAAGCGACCACGAUCACACGCUUUAGGAGGCGCCUCCGACUCUGAGGAUGAUGAGGAUGAGCAUCGAGGACGGCAUGAGAAGAUCACGGGCUUUGGAUUGGGCGGAGCGGAGACGGAGCGCAAGGCCAAAGAUUCGACAACGGAGAAGAAGGACUAUGUGAUUGCCCGACAACCAAAUCACGACUGGAGAUCAGAGGCCAAAGCUCAGAGGAAGAGCAAAAAUUCGCUGCCCGAGGAGGCAAGAAGGCAGCAAAACAACACAACUGUCGAGACGGAACCUGCGGAUCAGGACAAGGGACUUAAAUGGGGUCUGACGAUUAAGGACAAGACUGAAGACGAGAACAAGGAUGUUGAAUUAGAGUCUAAGGAGGAGCCAGUCUCCAACGAACACGACCCAAAACAGCCACCACCCAAACGAACAGCAGAUGACGAAGCAAUGGAUGCUCUGUUAGGUAACAAGGAGGGAGACGAAAAGAUCAUCCAUCCAACGGAAGAGGACGCCUACCGUCGCGACAUUCAAGAAGCAGGAGAGACAUCCACGCUCGAUGACUAUGAAGCCAUGCCAGUGGAAGAAUUCGGCGCAGCUCUUCUCCGCGGAAUGGGCUGGGACGGGAAACCUCGCGGCACAGUUAAGCAAGUCAAGCGACGUCCGAAUCGAAUCGGCCUUGGUGCUAAGGAGCUCAAAGGUGAAGAGGACUUAGGUGGCUGGAACCAGAAUGGAAAGAAGCACAGGCGACCGCGCUUGGACGAGUAUCGCCGCGAGGAGAGCAAGCGAAAGGAGGGUCGUCGCCAUGAGGAUAGUUACAAGCGCGAGCGUGAGCGUGAACGCGAACGUGAGAGGGAUCGAGACAGCAGACAUGGACAUCGUGGCCGAGACCGCGAUCAUGAUCGUGAUCGGAACAGAGACUACGACCGGCAUCGAAGCCAUCGAGACUAUGACCGACGACGGUAA